Molecule: messenger RNA, 423 nt
Organism: Eruca vesicaria subsp. sativa (arugula)
Lineage: Eukaryota; Viridiplantae; Streptophyta; Magnoliopsida; Brassicales; Brassicaceae
Source: the annotation of a GenBank genome assembly
AUGGAUCCGAAUCAUCCGAUCGAUGUUGAUAUGUUGUCCUCGGAAUCAAGUUACUCUAGUGAUGUUAGUGAUAAUGACUUUGUCGAGUUAAUAGAGAAGCCCACAUACAAAUGCAAGUAUUGUCCUAAAGAGUUCUCCAAAAUACAAGCAUUGGGUGGUCACCAAAAUGCGCACAAAACGGAAAGACAAAACCAUGCCAUGUUCACGAGUAUGAACCAGUCAGAUCCAUACCCAUAUAUGCUUCCUAGUCGAGAGAACCCAUACCAAUCCGUCAUGACUCCACCUCAACUAUAUUUGUCCCCAACGUCACCACCACCACCACCAGUGAAUUUAGAUCUUUGUCUUGGUGUUGGAGAUAGCUCACAAACCCAAGCUCAACCUAAAGAACCUAACGAAGAUGAUGGUCUUUCACUCAAACUUUGA